AUGGCUGCAUCAGUAGGUGGUGCAAUGUUCUUAAAGGCAGCUGAAGCAAGUGGCAACAUAAAGGAUGUUGAUUAUGUAGCAAAUCUGUUCAAACCCGUGAUCCAAGAAGUGGGUUCACAAAAUAUUAUUCAAGUGAUUACGAAUAAUGGAAGUAACUUUAAGGUUGCUGGGGGCAUAAUUGAAAGUAUAUAUCCUCACAUAUUUUGGACUCCAUGUGUUGUGCAUUGCCUAAAUUUAGCUUUAAAAAGUAUUUAUGAACCAUCUAAAAAUUCACCUCAAUUUGCUGAAUGUAAGUGGAUUGCUGAUUUGGUGAGUAGUGUGCAAAAUAUAAGAAAUUUCAUUGUUAACCAUAGCAUGGUACUUUCAAUUUUCAAUACUUACUCGAAAUUGGGUUUGCUAAGAGUAGCGGAAACAAGAUUUGCAUUAAACAUUAUUAUGGCAAAACGCAUGAGGGAAGUGAAUGAUGCACUUGAGAAGAUGGUGAUGGAUUCAAGUUGGAGAAUGCAUCUAAAAUGGGAUGGAAAAUCAGCAAUUGAAAUCAAGGUUAGGGAAGUUAAAAUUUCCAUUGUAAAUGAUAGUUGGUGGGCUGAUUUGGAAUAUCUCUUGGAUUUUACUGAGUCUAUUGUUGAAUUUCUAAGGUUAGCAAACACUGAUGCUCUUGUUCUCCAUUUGAUUUAUGAUAUGUGGGACACAAUGAUUGAGAAAGUUAAAUCUAGAAUAUUUGGACAUGAAAAACAAGAUCUGCUCACUGGCCAAUGUAAUUUCUUUGACGUCAUUCACAAUAUUUUGGAGACAAGAUGGAAUAAAAGUAACAAUCCACUGCAUUGUAUGGCUCAUUCAUUAGUUCCUAAAUACUACACUGAAGGUUGGAUUGGAGGUGGAAAUGAUGGAGUUUCACGGCUCUCACCACAUGAAGAUCAAGAGGUCUUUUUAAAUAGAAACAAAUGUUUCAAACGAUUGUUUAGCAAUCAAGAUGAUCUUCAAAAAGUUUAUAUCGAAUAUGGAGCUUUUUCAAGUGGAUCUGGUGGUGAUAAGUUUGAUAUUGAUGGUAAUACUCUUGGGGAACUUGUGGAGCUUUCCAUCAAUGAGCCUGAGUUAGAGCUUAUGACAUUUGAUGAAGAGUUUGAAGAGAGUACUACCUUAGGGACUGAACAACCUGAAGAAUUCCAACAAGGAAUGAUGGAUUGA
Messenger RNA from Cornus florida, 1188 nucleotides. RefSeq lists its product as uncharacterized. The record is from RefSeq and is a predicted model, not a curated record. The transcript is spliced from 2 exons. NCBI's taxonomy places the organism in Eukaryota, Viridiplantae, Streptophyta, Magnoliopsida, Cornales, Cornaceae. The coding region runs from base 1 to 1188 and encodes 395 amino acids.